GUAAAUCUCUGACGCAGAGCUGUUGAAUUGUUAAUUUCAUGUAGCGCUUGGUCGAAACCGAAUAUUAACUAGCUAUAGAACAGUUACCUACACGGCUGUACGAGGUGAAAGGAAUUGAGAAGUUACACUUCACCUAUUGCUGCCUGGUUAUUUUCUGUCUUUGGACUGAAUCACAGAGCGUCUAUAAUGGAUCUGGUGUGGCUCUUAUACAUCGGAGCGAGUCUCUGCGCUUUGCUCGUCUCUGCUGAGAGGCACACUGUUUUCUGGAAUAGUACCAACUCCAACUUCCGAUGGGACGACUAUGCAGUUGAGGUACGCCUGAACGACUAUCUGGACAUUGUGUGCCCGCACUACCCGCUGGGCGAGGUGCCAUCACAGGACGCAGAGCGCUACGUGCUCUACAUGGUUGAACGUGAAGAUUACGACUCCUGCCGUCCGCUGUCCUAUGACCAGAUGCGCUGGGAAUGCGGCCACCCUUUCGCCCCGCAUGCACCUGAGAAGUUUUCUGAGAAGUUCCAGCGCUUCACUCCAUUCACUCUGGGAAAAGAAUUCCGACAGGGUGAAAGCUACUACUAUAUCUCCAAACCACUGCAUCACCAUGGACAGGAGUGUAUGAGGCUCAAAGUGAACGUAGUUGCCAAUGAUGGCUCUCAAGAAGCCAGGGUUGGCACAGGAGGCAGAGCCAAGGUGGGCACAGAGGGAGGAGCUCACACGCCAUCCAAUCGGUUACCAGCAGAUGAUCCAGUCGUGGAUCUUCCUGAAAUACAGAAAAGCAUGCGGACGAACUCCGCCUUGUCAGUAGCAUCCUGGACCGUUCUCACAACGUUACUUCCCCUUUUAUUAUUGCUGGUCUUACAAUGAGACCAUAAUUGGACUCCAAUUUACACCUACAAAAGAAUACAAUGACAGUGUCCUGUGUUGAUGAAAACACACAGGGGUAGCUGUUUAAAAACCCAGUGCUGGCCAUUGGGGGAAACGGACAGGAAGUAGAGCUCUCUAACACUGCAGGUGCAAACUGAGAAAGCGAAACUGGGAUGAAGAGGGCUUUGAAUUUUCUUACUUAUGGACAGUUCUAAAGAAAAAACUUUGACACGUCAGUGUUUUUCUGGAAAGAUUACUCAUGCAAAGGGAGAUUUUUGUUCCCCUUUUCCUUUUUUAUGGACGUAUAAAUGUCUGGACUACACAAAACCUGGAAAAGACCAACUGAAACAAUAGCACAAUUGGAAUUGUAAUAGCAUGUUCUUCAAAUAUGGACAACCCCUUUAUUUGAGUGUUAUAGUUAGGGGAUGCUAGCCAAGAAUGAGCCAAAGACAACAGAGCUUCUCAUGAAGGAGUAGAGCGAUCAAAACUUUCAUUGUUUUCUUCUUUUUGUUGAUCCAGACAAAUAUUUUAUAUACGUAUUAAUUUAUGUAGCAGCAGUUCAGUGGGGUUUAUUCUCAUCUUUCAUGAUUUUACAAAACCAUGUGCUGUACUAGGCAUUCAAUCUUGGAAAAUGGCACAAUACACACACAGACACAAUACACACGCCGAUACUGUUUACCAAACCCACUGACAUACUUGCGAAUCCAGAAUUGCUGUGUUGUUUUUGUGCAUUGAUUGUUUAAAGAGUUAAUAAAUUAUUAGGUUUGCUGCAGAACAAAUUACUAUAUAUAAUGAACAAAAAUGUUUACUGUGCGAAAUACUAUAUAUAAUUGACUAUCAGCCAUCCAGCUCCCUAAAUAUUUGUAUCAGCCAUCUGCAAACCCAUAUUGGUCAACCACUAAUAUAUUUCAAUAUUUAGCUUGGUUCAAUUGCAGUUAAAAAAUCUGUUAAUAUACUUCUCUAUUUUUACACCAUUUGACCUAUAUAUAUAUAUAUAUAUAUAUAUAUAUAUAUACACACACACACUACCGUUCAAAUGUUUAGGGUCACUUACUUAUUCUUUAUUAUUUUUUUCUUCACAUUUUAAAAUAAUAGUAAAGUCAUUACAACUAUGGAAUAAUAGAAAUGGAAAUAUUGGAAUUUAUGUUUUGACUAAGAAAAUCCAAAAUAAAUCAAAACUGUGUUAUAUUUUAGCAUCUUCAAAGUGGCCACACUUUACCUAAAUUGCCUAGAUGCAGAAAUGUACUCUUGACAUUUGCUCAACUGACUUCUUGAGGAAUCACCCUGGGAUGCUUUUUAAACAGUAUUGAAGGAGUUCCCAUCUAUAUGCUGGGCACUUAGUGGUUGCUUUUCUUAAUUAUUCAGUCCAAGUAAUCCAUUUCAAAAACUUUUUUUUUUUAAAUAAAAUUUUAGUUUUGUCAUUAAAUAUAUUAAUAUGUUAGCACAAUUAUAUUUUUGUCUACAAAACUAAUUUCAAACAUUUAAGUAUACGCCUUCAGAUCAAAAGAUUUUUAAGAUCAUGAGAAACAUUUCAGGCAAGUGACCCCAAACGUUUUAAUGGUAGUGUGUGUGUGUAUAUAUAUAUAUAUAUAUAUAUAUAUAUAUAUAUAUAUAUAUAUAUAUAUAUAUAAUAUACACACACACACACAAUUUAAUGAGACGUAACAAAUGUGGAAAUUUUGCAGACUAACUCUGCACAAUAUUUACUCCAAAAUCACAACAAAAACUGAAAAGUGUGCAUUAUUUAUUGGAUGAGGGGUGAUUGGCACAAAAGGAAAUCGGCCAAACAGGCAGUUAAUGACCAGUGUCAAUAAUCUCAAAGUGGCUGACUACAAUAUACACACUCAGAAAACAAUUUUAAGAUCUAUGCAUUUAAAUUUCAUAACAAAAUUCUAUGAAAUUUAAUUGAAUAAUCUGUAAAAAAAAAAAAAAAAAAAAAAUAUAUAUAUAUAUAUAUAUAUAUAUAUAUAUAUAUAUAUAUAUAUAUAUAUAUAUAUAUAUAUAUAUAUAUAUAUAAAAUUAUGUUUUAUUAAUUUAAGUUUGUUAAAAAUUACACUUCAGUUUUUUGGUUAUGAAAUUGGAAUGCGUAAAUAAAAUAAAAAGCGACUAAUGUUUUAUUUUUUUAUUUUACUAUUUUUACCGUGAAUAGCUUAAUAUGGAGAAACUGGAUCAGGUUUAACAUUUAGCAAAGACAUACACGUAUAACAUUAAUCAGCUAAAACUACAGCAACUAUGAACAAACAUAACACACUCUGACUGGUGACGUCGCAUUCAAUGUAACUGUUUAAGCUCACUUCUGAGCAGUUGUUCAUACAACUAACUUUUAGAUCACUCUGAUUUGUUUUUUCCAGUUUGUUUUUAUCCUAUAUUCUCUUAUGUCAUUCUCAUAUUCUUAUUUUGUAUAUGUGUUGUGUAAAAUGUAUAUUAUGUAUAUAAAGAAGAUUAUAUAAAAAAAAAAAAGAGACAUUUGAUAAAGAAAAAAAACAAGUUAAUGUGAAAAUUCUUAUGUGAAAAUAAAUGAUAUUUUUUUGAAAAUGUGA
This is a messenger RNA of Myxocyprinus asiaticus (Chinese sucker), 3401 nucleotides long. RefSeq names its product ephrin-A1-like. Gene Ontology annotation, cellular component: plasma membrane. The transcript is spliced from 5 exons. Lineage: Eukaryota; Metazoa; Chordata; Actinopteri; Cypriniformes; Catostomidae. The record is from RefSeq and is a predicted model, not a curated record. Gene Ontology annotation, molecular function: ephrin receptor binding. Gene Ontology annotation, biological process: axon guidance; ephrin receptor signaling pathway. The coding region runs from base 187 to 861 and encodes 224 amino acids.